Neoarius graeffei (lesser salmon catfish) is the source of this 952-nucleotide messenger RNA. RefSeq names its product proteasome 20S subunit beta 12 (gene psmb12). Gene Ontology annotation, molecular function: threonine-type endopeptidase activity. NCBI's taxonomy places the organism in Eukaryota, Metazoa, Chordata, Actinopteri, Siluriformes, Ariidae. The transcript is spliced from 6 exons. Gene Ontology annotation, cellular component: proteasome core complex. Bases 94 to 741 code for a protein of 215 amino acids. The record is from RefSeq and is a predicted model, not a curated record.
UCUGUGUCUGAUCGCAACACACCCGGCUGUUUGGACUCGUGAUAGUUUCCUGAAUCUAAUCGUCCAAAACUGCCACUUCUGUGUACAGUAGCUAUGGACCCAGCAAAAUCCCAGAGUAAAGGUGUGAGCACAGGUACUACCAUCAUUGCAGUGACGUACAAUGGAGGCGUUAUCAUCGGUUCAGACUCGAGGGCCUCAAUUGGUGGGUCUUAUGUAUCAUCUAAGGUCAUUAACAAGCUGAUCCAGGUUCAUGAUCGGAUAUUUUGCUGCAUGGCUGGUUCAUUGGCAGAUGCACAACAUGUCACAAGAGUGGCCAAGUUUCAGCUGUCUUUCCACAGUAUACAGAUGGGGUCUCCUCCUUUGGUGAAAGCUGCAGCCACUGUGCUAAAGGAGUUGUGCUACAAUAAUAGGGAAGAUCUACAGGCUGGUUUCAUCACAGCGGGUUGGGACAAAAAGAAAGGGCCACAGGUGUACACAGUAUCAAUGGGAGGGAUGCUGAUUAGUCAACCCUUUACCAUCGGUGGUUCUGGUAGCACAUAUAUCUAUGGCUACAUGGACGCUAAGUACAAACCUAAUAUGAGCCAAAAGGAAUGCAUUCAGUUUGUUACGAAUGCUUUGGCAUUGGCCAUUGGCAGAGAUAACGUGAGUGGUGGCAUCGCUCAUUUGGUGGUGAUUACUGAAGGUGGAGUUGAACAUGUGGUUGUUCCUGGUGAUAAAUUACCAAAGUUCAGUGAUGAAUAACUGAUAAAAAUAAAGACAGCUAACCACUAAGUAACUACUGUGAUAUACUGAAAUGGAAGCGAGAGUACACUAAUGGAGUAUACUUAUUCCAGUCAAUUGAAAAAAAAAAAAGUAGAGCACCUGUGUAGUGAAUAAGAAGCCAUUAGGGGUACCGCCAUGUUCAACAUUAGAUUUUUUUUUUAAAUAAAACUUCUUUUGCUUAAAAAAUGAA